UACAACAACCUGACGUGUCUCUGAUAAGAAAUAUCUCUGUGCAUUUGCCACGUUGUCCAACAGACGGCACAUUUGCAGGAUCUACUCCAAAACUGUUCCCUUCCUGAAAAGACCCAGCAGGGUACAUAUGAUCUGAGCCAUGUCUGGACUGAACGCAUCUCUUGGGUACUUCCUGGCUGUUGUGGUUUUUGCAGCCACAGCUCGGACACUUCUUCUAAAAUGGCCCAAGUUUAGCUUUAUGAUGGAAUUCGCCUCCUCCUUCAUGCUGGUGGCUUGUUGGCUGGAGUUGCAGACCAUAGUGGAGGUCGGCGAGUGGGCCGGAGGCCUGGGCAUGGACGUUACUCUGACCAUGCUGUUUGAUAUAUUGCUGCUAUCCCAGGGUAUAAUCUGUGGUGGGGCUUCAGGGAAUCCCACUGUAGUUGCUGCCAAGUUCUUACAGCUGGAGGCCACAACUCUUCCUACUCUGCUUGCUGUCCUCUGUCAGUUCUUCGGGGCUUUUGUAGCCCUUUAUGUUGCUGUAUAUUACUGGAACCUGGAGCUGACAGACAUGCACAUGAUUAAGAAUCUGAUGGCCAGAGAAUGCAGCACCUCCCUGAUGGUCUCUCUGCUUCAGGGUUUCUUCACAGAGUUUGUCUGUGCCCUCAGUUUUCACCUCAUCCAUCUAAACCUGCAACGCCGCUCUGCUCUGAUCCAGGUUCCUCUGGUUGCUGUGCUACUUACAUUUCUGUCUCAUUCAGCCAGAGGCUACACUUCAGCUUACAUAAACCCAUCACUGGCUUAUGGCCUCACCUUCCACUGUCCUGGAUUCACACUUGCCCAGUAUGCACUGGUUUACUGGCUGGGCCCUCUUACAGGAAUGGCCCUGGCUCUUCUCUUGUACAUGGGUCAUAUUCCAAGACUUUUUGCCAGGAACCUUUUCUAUUUGCAAAAAACGCGAUUUAAAGUUCCCAAAGGAGACAAAGGAGAAAAGAAGAAGAUGUGAAUCAAACUACCGACUGCCCUUUAGGCUAGGAAAUGAUCAAGAUGUUUACUUCAACUAAACAAGCAUGUACAAACAAUGUGGUACAUUUCAAAGAACCAAAACCAAAACGUAUUGAUAACUUUGAUUGAUGUCCGCCUUUCUAAACUGAAUUAAAACAAAAAAACUCAUCAAGCUACAGAUUGUUAAUAAAAUAAUUUAUAGGACAAAAUGCUAUAAAAAAUAAAAAUUAAUAAUAAAAUAAUUCUUAGAUUCACUUAGUAACAGGGCUGUGAAGAAGUCUCCCAAAAAUAUCAAUAAAGUAAUUGGUGUAAAACA
This is a messenger RNA of Cynoglossus semilaevis (tongue sole), 1297 nucleotides long. It is a transcript of the gene aqp12, whose product is annotated as aquaporin 12. Gene Ontology annotation, biological process: transmembrane transport. NCBI's taxonomy places the organism in Eukaryota, Metazoa, Chordata, Actinopteri, Pleuronectiformes, Cynoglossidae. Gene Ontology annotation, molecular function: channel activity. The record is from RefSeq and is a predicted model, not a curated record. Gene Ontology annotation, cellular component: membrane; cytoplasm. The transcript is spliced from 5 exons. Bases 140 to 982 code for a protein of 280 amino acids.